UACGUUUCGCGUGUGGGCGGGAUAUCUCCGCCGGAAGAGGCGGUUCGUAAACUUGGAGGGAAUUUGAAUUAAAAGAAUAAUGAAUUGCACAAUGGUCAACACAGGAAUACUUGAGUAGUAACAUUUCAUUUAAUUUCUCAUGAAUUCCUUGCUCAAUUUUCGCCAGCUAUAACUAGAUAGUUGGAGUAUUUCAACAUGGGCUGUACAGUGAGAACGUGGCGUGUGAAGCAAUACUAGCCAACUACAAAUUAAUUUGCGAUCUAGUCGGCAUCAGGGCUAUGCAUUCUAACAGGAAGAAUCUAGCGACACAACUGAGCCAAGCUGUCAGAGAUGGAGAACCGAGGGCUGUGGAAAAUCUUCUUUCGCGAGGCGCAAAUCCAAACUUGAUACUUCGCAAAGGUGUCGCGGCGGUGCAUUUAGCUGUUGGCAUAGAGACAGAGAAGCGAAUUCGUUGCCUAAAGCUUCUUCUACAGCAUGGGGCUGACCCUAAUGUGAGGUCGGUAGAGGAUCUGACACCCUUGCACGUUGCUGCACUAUGGGGCUGCUACCAGAACCUCAAGCUGCUUCUGCAGAAUGGAGGAGACCCCAGCUUAAAAGACCAGGAUGGGAACCAACCAGUUGAUUUGGCAAAUCAACAGGAGAACAGCAAAUGUGCACAGCUCCUGCAGGAAUACCAGUCCUUGGAUGGUACAGAAGCAGAGGAGGAAGACCUGCCGCAAUUCCAAUACUCCUUUUAUCGUGGCCAUGGCAGUAAGGUCGUACCCUCCAGCUCUUGCAUGGAAGAAAGCACUUCUGCAUCUGAGAACUCCCGAUUUAGUGACUUCAAUGAGGGGCCACUCAGUAGCACACGGCGUUCUUCCUGUUUGAACCUGUCAGGAACCAGCAACAGGCCCAGAUUCUCAGGGCUGUCCGAUAUCACUGACCUACAUUUACGUCGUACCCUGGAAUGGGACAGGGACUCGGACUGGGGUGUUCCCUCAGUUCUCUAUAGCACUCGGAUGUCCGCAGCAGGUUCAAGAGCACCCUCAGGGACUUUGCCUAUACUUCAGGAGGGAGUCGCACUUCCUAACUGCAGCUUGUUGCCCUCUAAGGACCUAGAUAUCUCUGCGAUCCAAAGACAGUCCAGUGUGUUCCCUCACCAUGAGGACCCACCCUGUUACUCACGCCUUGUCAGCCGAAAAAGUGUAACCUUCAAGGACACGGAUGAAUACUUUCCGGUGUUCAGUGCCGACUCUCCCAGGAAGCCAGUGGAACAAGAGAGUAGCUCCUUGGUUGACACAACAGUCGACUUCUCAACCUACCCAAACUUUCUGGAUUCAGAGCGUACGGCUACUUUGCAGCAUCAUCAGGGAAUUGAUGUCACCUCACCUGAUCACGUCUUUGUAUUCUCCCGAGAUAUUGAUUGUGCCAGUCCUGACUUGGAUAAGACUGUAAUGGGACAUUGGCUAAUGGAGGGGGGCGAAAUGGAUGAGGGAGGUGGUGAGGAGUUUGAUAAGGUGAUUGACCCUGUCCAGCCGCCUCACAGCUCCAGUAGCAGCAGUGGGGCUAGUCAAUACAGUAGCUGUGACAGUGACCAGUACACCAGUGCCCUAGAGCCACCGCUCCAUCACAGGUGCAUCCCACCUUCGACAGAAGAUGCAGAAAAGAGAUCAGAAUCUAGAAAAUGUGGCACUCCUCCCGAGGCAGCCUCCUUUAUUUUGCCAUCAAGCAGGGCAGCACCACAAGAGCCUACAUUUCCUUUGAAAUCACUGGGCGCAGAGAGUUUGUAUCCUGUACUUGGAGAAGAGCUAAAGGAGCACUUGUUAAGCAAGGGUCAUUCACAUAACGAUGGGUAUCCUGCCUUACCAAAUGUCCCCAUUCUGUGGGGCUCAGACCCUUCAAAUGGGGUCAUGACAGAGGCAGAGCUUCCUGCUAUGAUGAACGACUUGCAGCUGUGUGCUAAAUCCCCCCUAAGCAAAACUGGGGAAGACCCGCAGAAAGGUCUGGUUAAGGCAUUUUCAGACACAUUCCCUGCGGCACAAUCUGAGAGGGAGGAGGACCUGCAUGCAGGGGAGUUCAUGCAUUCUUCCAGAGCAAGUGGGGCUCUGGCCAAGGAAGAGAUAGAGUUUCCACUGACACCCAGCCCAUUUGUCACAGGAAGGACACGUUCCAGAAUGAGCCGCUCCUCCCUACGAACCACUGGCAGCCCACACACACCCCUGUCCGCUUCCUCUCUGUUUGAUGUGACCUUGUCUCCACCAACACGCCGGUUGCGUCGUAAUAACACUGGCAGAACAUGUGACAGACAGGCAGAUGGACUUCGUUGCACUCCAAAUCUUUCAUCAAAUGGAUUGGGGGCUGCUCCAGCAAACGCCGAAAUUCAGGGCAGCCAAGAGAGUGAGACCUGCAGUCUGAGGGCUGAUGGACACCAGAGUUCACAACGGAGUGACAGCCAAGCAGACACCCUAAUAAUCUCUAGGAGUAUGGCUGACACAGUUAUUAUCUCUGGUAGUUUAGCUGACACUGUGAUCCUGGAGGACAGGAAUGGUGAAAGUGUGCCUAACUCUUCUGGAGACGGUCAAGUUGAGACCAGUCCAUCUUGCCCCAGUAAUGAUGUUAUAGAGGAGAAGGAAUUCCUAACGGAUGAUCAGUCAAGUUUGAACGGGGAAGGGCCCAAUGAGGUAUUGAAUCUGGUUCCUCCUCAAGUGAGUCCUCCGAGGCCAAAUGUGGAAGAAUCCUGGAUCACUGAUGAUGUUGAGUCCAGUGACUCACAGUCAGAGCUCCAUUAUACUUCUCCAGAGCCACGGAAAGAACCACCAGCAACCCCUGCCUCUGGAGGUACCCCACGAUACAGUAUGAGUAGGCUAUCUGCAUGCCAAAAGCCCCAGACCCUGGCCAACCUCUCGUACACCCCAGGAGGACGGCCCCUGAUUGUGGAUGUGGACGAGCCUGUUGAGUACCUUUAUACUGAUGUUGAACAAGGCCAUGAGCUGAUCGAGUGCCAUUUGCCACCCACUGCCAACACCAGCCUCAGCUCCAAUACGAGCAGUAGUGAGGAUACUGUGCUGUAUGACUGGCGCUCUGCGAUGCUUGGCCUCGGAAAGGAGAACCAUCUGUGUCAGGAAGAGGUAUUGCCAGAUACCAAGGGGCUAACUGACAAGGAGCUGAGGUGCAGGCUGAAGGAGCUGGGGGAGGAUCCAGGCCCCAUCAAUCGGCGUACUCGUCCAGUGUACAUCCAGAGACUGCACCGCCUACAGAUGAAGCCCAACAGCCAACAGCCAGCCAAUCAGAACUCGGGAUACAGUACGGAAUUGGCUGCUGCUCUGGACCGUUUUGCUCUGCCUAACUGCUUUGAUGAGGAGAUGGCACUGUGCCAGCAGUUUGACCAACCAGACCAAAAUAGGAAGUGGCGUGAAGGCAUCAUCAAGUCCAGCUUCAACUAUCUGCUCCUCGACCCCAGAGUCACAAAGAACUUACCAUACCGCAGUCAGUCCAUGACCCCUGCAGAGUGUUUCCAAACUUUUGUUGGAGCCAUUUUCUAUGUGGGCAAGGGCAAGAGAUCUCGGCCGUACAGCCACCUGUACGAAGCACUGGAGUACUACCGAGGAGACAAAAUUUCCAAGAAACUGUGCUCCAAGGUGCAGCACAUCCUGCAGGUAUGGAAUGCUGGGCAGGGGGUCAUUUCCCUGCACUGCUUCCAGAACGUCAUCCCAGUGGAAGCUUACACCCGAGAAGCCUGCAUGGUUGAUGCCAUUGGCCUAAAGAUGCUGACCAAUCAGAAGCGGGGGGACUACUAUGGGAUUGUGGCGACUUGGCCUUUGAAACAGCGGCGUGAACUGGGAGUCCACCUGCUUUUCCGGGCCAUGCAGAUCUUCCUGGCGGAAGGAGAACGGCAGCUGCGGCCAGUGGACAUCAGGGCAGGCCAGUGAGUGCUCCACAGAACAAGGGACAGUCCUGGCAGAGACACGGGUCAGAGACAGUAGUGACUGGAGGGGAAAUACCACUUAUUCAUGAGGUCUCAUUAUGAAGAUCAGCCCUCAUUUGCAUUAUUAUGAAGUUCUGCAGUAGAAGCCUGGAUUUCAGGAGAUUUGCAAUGUGCAUGACUCAUACCUAAAUUCAAAUUCCCAACUACAUACCUGGUCCUGUUGCACAGCAUGCAGUAUGUUGUGGGUUAGCAACAAUACUCAUUACUACAAGAAUGAGGAUUUCCUGGGAUUUCAAUUCAAUUCAAUCAACAAAACAAAAAUGUACAGGUCAGAGAUCAGUGGAGUUUGAUACCCAGUUUUAUACCCAUACUUGAAACAGGUGGAUAAUGCUAUGAAAGACUGAAGAUUCUGGAACAGUCUAAACUGAGGUAAUCCAAUGUUUACAGAACGUGUAUAUUAAUGACAAAUGAACGAAUUAACACAAUAACAAUUUUACAUUUGAGCAUCAGCGAAAGGUUAAA
This is a messenger RNA of Anguilla anguilla (European eel), 4426 nucleotides long. It is a transcript of the gene ankle1, whose product is annotated as ankyrin repeat and LEM domain containing 1. The transcript is spliced from 9 exons. Bases 279 to 3908 code for a protein of 1209 amino acids. Gene Ontology annotation, molecular function: protein binding; endonuclease activity. Lineage: Eukaryota; Metazoa; Chordata; Actinopteri; Anguilliformes; Anguillidae. The record is from RefSeq and is a predicted model, not a curated record.